GGCAGGUCGCGGGCCUGACGGCGAGGCGCGCUGCGUCCGUAGAGUUCCUGCUCGGCGGCGGGGGCGGUGCCCAGGGCGGUGCGGGAGCCGAGUGCCGCCCCCAGGACUGUCGCUCGGGCUGCCCCCCGGGUUGCUCGCCGGGCUGCCCGCCGGGCUGCCCGCCGGACUGCGGGGCCGCCUGCCCACCCGGGUGCACGGGCUGCCCUCCCGGGUGCCCGCCCGGGUGCCCGGACGCGGUCGGCGCGGGCUUCCCCGUGCCGGCGCCGAGGACGUACCGGGAGACACAGACCUUGCCCUUCCCGAUCCCGCGUAAGCAGCAGCAGCAGCAACAGCAGCAGCAGCAGCAGCAGCAACAGCAGCAGCAGAGCAACAACAACAAUAACAACAACAAGAGCAAGCAGCAGCUCCAGCAGAGCCACGGCGCGGGGAGGGGGGAGCAGGGGGGUCGCGAUGGCGGGCGGGCGGCGGGGCCCCAGCUCGUGCGGGUCCCGGACCGGCCCGCGGCCGCCCCAGUCUCGCAGCGCCCUCCCGGACGCGAGGACCCUCGCCGGCGCGUGCUCCGCUACGUCGGCGGCCUGUCCGAGCCCGGGGCCCCCCAGCAGGGCCGCAGCGUCGAGGACCUCGACCUGCUAGCCUCCGUGGCGCGCGCCGUCCCCGACCUGGUGCCGGGGCUGCGCGGCGACCUCGACAGCUACCGCGUGUACACCGAGGCCGUCCGCCGGCUGCAGUCGCCCGGGCGCCGGCCUCGGCCCGCGCCGGCCCUCGGCCACGGCCACCCCGCGGGCAGGGGCAGCGUGAGCGACCACUACAGCAGUGACUUCCUGCUGAGCUGCGAGUCGGAGAUCGGCGAGGAGGUCUUUGACGAAGAGACGGCCUCGGCGGCCGGCCGGUCCGGGCGCAGCACCUUCUGCGAGACGGCGGGCGACUCCGGCGUCGAGUCGACCCACAGCAUGCAGUCCUACAGGGGCCACCCGCUGCCCCAGAUCCAGGUGUCCGCUCCGGAAGGCGACAGUGACGCAGGCAGCAGCCGCCACCGCAGCAGAAGCCGCAGCUCGUCCAGGGGUCGGGUUGCGAGCCAAUUCGCCUCUAGCAUGCGCGCCGACGCCGCUCGCCGGGCCCCGGCCUGGGCAUCCCUGCCGGUGCCCCCCGACCUGCUCUGGGGCGGCGGGGGCGCCGACGAGAGGUUGAUCUCCCCGCCGGCCGCCUUCAGGGACGACCGGGACCUCAGCCUGGAGAGAGACAUGCGCCUGCUCGCCCUGGACAUCAGCAAGCGCGGGGGUGUGUGGUGGGCGGCCGCGCCGCCGCCUCCGCCGCCCCCGCUGGCGCCUGCCUCAUCCACCCCGUCAACGUCCCCCGCCUCCCCCUGGGGCCCGGGCCCGCCCGCACCCGUCCGUCAACGGGGUCCUCCUGCUCCUGGCUCGCCCCGAGGCUCGCCCGCCCGGCGGCGCCUCCUGCCCGCCGUGCCGCCCGCCAGGCUCGAGGACGUCGUCUACUCCGUCUACUCCGUUGACUCCGUCUACUCAACCGGGGGUCGGCACAGCGGCCGCCGCCGCAACUCUGAGGGCGCGCUCACGCGGAGGGCCGGACCCGGCCGCAGCCCGGAGCGCGGCUCUCCGGCGCGCGGCGCCUCGCCCGGCGGCCCCGGCAACGCCCCUGGCACCGCCAGCAUGGGUCGACGCAAGUCCGCCCGAGAGCUGCCACGCAUCCCCGUGAUGGGGCAGCUAGUCCAGCCCCGCAAGCCCAAGCAGCAGGUGCAGCAAGCGCAGCAGCAGCGCGACAGGAGCUCGAGCGGGGACCGGCUGUCCUGCUCGGACAAGGGCCCCAUCUACACGGACGACGACGACGAGGAGGAGCAGGUCGAGAUCCAGCUCAAGACGGCGCGGCGGGCGGCCGGACGGUCCCAGUCGACGCACCACGCGCGCGUCUCCGCCGCCAGGCCCGCCGUCAGAAACGCCGCGGCCUACGCGUCCUCCUCAGACAGCGAGGACUACGACAACUUCCCGCGCCGCAGCGUAGCCUACGGUUCCGGCGGUCGCGGCAGCCGCGUGCCUCGCUCCCGUUCGCUGCAGCAAGUCUCUCCCAAACCACCCCACCAGCAACAGCAGCAACAACAACAGCAACAGCAACAACAGCAGCAACAGCAGCAGACGAAGGGCCACCAGAAGCACAAGACGCCGGCGCUGCAGCAGCAACACCAUCCCCAGCAGCGGCAGGCGCCGAGGACGCAGUUCGCCCAGAAGCAGGUGUACCAGGGUGGCGGCGGCGGCGGCUUCCCCCAAGAGUACCACCACCCCUUCCCGGUGGACCCGCAGGACCAGGUUCAGCACCACCCGCCUCAGCAGCAUCAGCCGCACCACCAGCCUGCUCAGCACCAGCCCCACCACCAGCCUGCUCAGCACCAGCAGCCUGCUCAGCAGCACCCGCCGCAGGCCGCGCCGGCCAAGGCAGCCAAGGGCAGCCGGGAGAAGGACCUCGACAAGGAGAAGCUGGAGUACGACCGCAUGUUCCUGCACGACCGGCAGCAGGAGGGCUUCCUGGCGCGGGUGCAGGACGAGCACCAGCGCACCGUCAUGGCCGAGUUCAUGGCGUCGCUGCCGCCGGCCGAGGUCACGUACAAGACGGUGAACAAGCAGCGGCCGCCCAAGCACCCCGCCAGCGGCGGCGGCGGCGGCAGUGGGGGUGGCCUGCCGGCCGGCCGGCCCAAGUCGCUGCCUAAGGAGUCGGCGUCGCUCCCGCGCGCCGCCCGCAAGGCCGACAAGCAGAAGGCGUCGUCGUCGGCGGUGGCGGUGGGCGGCUACGACCAGGACGCCGCGCUGCAGGACGCGCGCCAGGUGCAGGACUACCUGCGCGGCACGGGGCGGCAGCGCAGCGCGGCGCGCGCACUCCUGGAGGGCCGGCGCCCCGACCAGCCCGGCGUCCCCGGCCCCAACGAGUACCUGCCCAGGACCCGGGAGGAGGCCGUCGCCAUGGUGGCGGCGCACGCGCAGGGCGACGCUCUCGACCUGGUGACGGUGCCGGCGCGCGCGAGGGACGGCAGGACGGCGGCCAGCUUCGGCUCGGUGGGCAACGUGCAGUUUGGCGGCACCGUGUUCCACGAGGACCUGGGCGCCGCGUCGGACGGCGGGCUGGUGGGCGGGCCGGCGGCGUACCGCGGCGGCUACAGCAACUACCUCAGCGACCACUACCUCAGCGACCAGUGCGACCAGCAGCGCGCCUUCCACAGCACCUUCCAGGGCGUGCCCGCGCCGCAGGGCUACCCGUACUCCAUGCAGGCCCAGAGCAUGUACAUGGGCGGCUCGCACCAGGGCGGCCUGCAGGCCGGCGGCCCGGGGGCCGUGUGGCAGCCCCAGCAGCAGCCACACCAGCAGCAGCAGCAGCAGCAGCCGCACUAUGCCACGGCGCCCAGGUCGCAGCGACAGCAGCAACAGCACAUCCCCUACUCGCAGAGUGCUCACCUACCCCGUCGAUCCGAAGGCAAUCUGGUGGAUGCCCAAGCGACGUGGAGCCCUGACCUACCCCGCGCUCGCACUGCUCCAGUGACGCCCAUCCACGAGGCGACCGCCGCGCGGCCCCAGUCCUACUACCCGGGCUUUGCCUACGACCCCGAGUACGCCUACCACGGCAACCUCUCCAUGAGCACCGGCUACCUGGACGCCCCGGAGAACCCGAUGCGGGAGGCGAGGCGGUUCAGCAAGGACCCGACGCAGCUGUUCCACGUCCGGCGCGGGGAGGCUGUAGGUUCAUCGAGCGAGUCCAUCCUGAGCAAAGUUAGAAAGAGCUUCUCCAUGGUGGUCAAGUCUUCGCUGCACAAGGGUGCCAAAUGCAAGGAGAAGGAGUGCCCCUGCCAGAAGGACAACCAGAAGGGGUGCCAACAGCGCUACGCGCAGAAGCUGGCCACCGAGACCCCCGCGCCGAACCAGCCGGCGCCGCCCGCGCAGCACCCGCUCCAAGAGGACGACAAAAGGAAGAGCAGCUCGUCCAGCUCCCUGUGCUGUUCGGAGUGCGACUGCGAGCUGUGCAAGGAGACCAUGGCGAGCAAGUCCAGCCUCAACAAGGCGGGCUGGGUCAACGUCCUGAAGGAGAGGGAGGCCACGAGGAAGGCAGCAACCAAGCCGCUGCUGGAACCCGUGGCAGCAGCAGCAGCAGCAACACCAGCAGCAGCGCCAGCAGCACCAGCGCCGCCUCCACCACCUCCCCCUGCACCACCAGCCCCAGCGCCCCCGGCUCCCCCGCAGACGGCCACCUCGACGACGCCCGGGACACCGGAGGACGCCCAGAAGCCGGACCGUGACCAGGAGGGGUCCAGGGUUUUCCUUGGCGCGCGCAAGGCCAGGGUGAUUCGGCGCGCGAGCAGCGAGCCCCGCGUCAACGACCUGUCCGAGUACAACCUUCUCAACCGGGAGAGCACUCACCCGAGCAGCGUGACGCAGAGCGAGGACGAGGCCGACGAGAGGCCCACCAUCCAGGACUACUACGGGCCGCCGUCGGAGCCCGACCUGAGCGACGACAGCGACGACCGGGGUGCGGGCCGGCACCAGGCGCCCGACAAGCCGCUGCCCGCGCCCCCCAGGAGCAGCAGCGCGGGCGGCGGGCGCCAGGGCGGCGGUGGUGGCGGCCAGCUCGGGGGCGGCGGCGGCGGCGGCGGGGGCGGCGCGCCGGGCACCAGGCAGCGCCUCCUGCACGCCGACAUGGACACGACGCCGGCGCUGAGCGGCGAGGACCUGCGCCUCUGGGUCGACCGCAACCUGCUCAAGGGCCGCGAGAUCGUGGCCGAGGCCGUGUGGGACAACCCCGGCCUGGAGCCCGAGGGGCUGCAGUUCCGCGCCGGCGACGCCAUCCACAUCCUGCGCACCGAGGAGCACAACUGGUGGUGGGGCAUCCGCAACAUGGGCCGCGACGACCAGGAGCUCGGCCGCUUCCCGACGGCCGCCGUGCGGGAGCUGGCUGCAUCCGCCUCUGUUUUUGCUGGAUUUCCUAGAUUUGAAAACUCCCGCGACCUGAACAUGGAAAUAACGUACCGCGGUAAGAGGACGGCGUAG
Molecule: messenger RNA, 5039 nt
Organism: Frankliniella occidentalis (western flower thrips)
Lineage: Eukaryota; Metazoa; Arthropoda; Insecta; Thysanoptera; Thripidae
Exons: 21
Coding region: 951-5039 (1362 amino acids)
Biological process (GO): regulation of transcription by RNA polymerase II
Cellular component (GO): nucleus; aryl hydrocarbon receptor complex
Molecular function (GO): nuclear receptor activity; protein binding; transcription cis-regulatory region binding
Source: RefSeq, a predicted model, not a curated record